Molecule: messenger RNA, 1621 nt
Organism: Clarias gariepinus (North African catfish)
Lineage: Eukaryota; Metazoa; Chordata; Actinopteri; Siluriformes; Clariidae
Gene: hepacamb
Product: hepatic and glial cell adhesion molecule b
Exons: 7
Coding region: 83-1411 (442 amino acids)
Source: RefSeq, a predicted model, not a curated record
GCAGUGCUCAUUUAGCAGGACGAGCUUGGAGUGGACAAAUCGUGCAAAUGGUUUUGGGAGGACAACGAGCGUUAGACCCACGAUGAAGAGAGGGAGGAUGACUUUCUGCAAAACAUUCACCCUCUGUUGCAUCCUCUCCUUCUUGCAAUCAGGAGCCGUUGAAAGUGUAAACAUCACCAGUUUUGGAAAUCUGGUCCGAGGCACAGUAGGUGGGGAGGCCCUGCUCUCUGUCCGGUACUCCAGCACCAGUCUGGAUCCACCAGUUAUCAGAUGGCAGCUGAAGAAGGAGAAACCGAUCACAGUGGUCCAGUCGAUUGGCACAGAGAUAAUCGGAAACCUGCGGUCGGAAUACCGUGACCGAAUCCUGGUCUUUGAAAAUGGCACUCUCCUACUGCAUAACUUAAAGCUCUCUGAUGAGGGAAUGUAUGAGGUGGAGAUCUCCAUCACUGAUGACAUCUUCACAGGGGAAGACAGCAUCGAGCUCACUGUGGAUGAGCCAAUAUCCACACCUUAUGUGGAUGUAACCACCAACACUGUUCUGGAACUGACAGAACAUUUCACAUUGAACUGUUCUCACGAAACUGGAUCCAAGCCUAUUUACAGCUGGACGAAAGGAGGAAAGCCUCUGGUUAACCACACCCGCCUGCUGCUGUCUCCUGACCAAAAGUUUCUGACUCUUACACGAGUGCUACUGGCGGAUGAUGAUGUCUACAGCUGUCUGGUAGAGAAUCCUCUUGGCAGUGUGAAAAGCGUGCCCCUGAAACUCACAGUUUACAAAAGAAGCUCUCUGUACAUCAUCAUUUCAACAGGAGGCAUCUUUGUCCUGAUCACUCUGGUAGCAGUGUGCGCUUGCUGGAAGCCAUCAAAAAGGCAAGGGAUCAAGAAGGGAAAGGCAAAAAAGAAAAGACAAAAAGUGAAGACAAAUACGCCAAGAUCCAGCCCUGAAAGCCACCGUAAUAUACACGAGGACAAACCAGAAGAUCAUGCGGUCCCACUAAUGACAGAUCAUGAGCGCAGGAAUCCGGUCUCACUUUUCAUCCUGAAGGAGAAGGACCUUCCGAGCGAAGAACCUGCCUCAGUGUGCAAAACGUGCACGAGCAACGGAGGCAGCCCCUCGAGCAACAGGAUCACCGUCCUACCCCGGACACACUCACCUGAUCGUCCAGCACGUGCAUCCCGCAGUUACCCACGCACACCUACCAACUCUCCUCCCGUGCGCCACAGUAGGAGGCGGGGCCACAGCGGAAGCCCGCCAGCUCACGCGCCCUCUCCGGUACGCACCCGCACCUCCAGGAGCUCCUCCCCUUCAAAGCGGUGGGCUGCAGAUUUAAAUGUCACUAAACCACCUAAAAGCUCCAUCCAGCCUGCAAUGCUGCUCCGAGAGUUAGAAGAUGGACUCCCUGUUAACUAAAUUGAGUUCAGGACAUGUUAAUGGGACUGACAUGAAUGUGUAAAUAUUUGUAAUUUUUUUUUAUUCUUUAUUGUUUUUUUUAUGCCACUGUCUCUAUUCUUGUAUUUCUUUAUUUUUAGAAUCAGGAUCAUAAGGGUUUAUGAAGAAUCCUUUGCUGCACAGAAGAAAGAAUAUUAUUGCAUAAAACAAAAAAAUUUACACUCUCACAAA